AUGUACGUUGAAAUUUUUGUUCGUUUCCACAAUGAAACAUCGCAAGCCUUAGGAAAAAGAUUUGAAAAGCUUUGUGAGAGAUUGUUAGCUGUGAAUCUUAGAGAAUUUGGAUUAAUAGAGAAGUCGAGAUGGUGGUAG
Molecule: messenger RNA, 138 nt
Organism: Dentiscutata heterogama
Lineage: Eukaryota; Fungi; Glomeromycota; Glomeromycetes; Diversisporales; Gigasporaceae
Source: the annotation of a GenBank genome assembly